Acanthosepion pharaonis is the source of this 1656-nucleotide messenger RNA. The record is from the annotation of a GenBank genome assembly. Lineage: Eukaryota; Metazoa; Mollusca; Cephalopoda; Sepiida; Sepiidae.
AUGUUUUAUUUAUAUUUUGACAUUUUCCCUUUUUCUCGUUCUUUUAUUUUUCUUUCUUUGCUGACGCAUUUGUUUAUGAUUUCUCUUCUCUCUCUUUCUUUGUAUAUCUUGAUUUUCUUUCUUUCUUUUUUCUUUCUUUCUUUUUGUCUUUCUUUUCAUUUACUUCUCUUCUUUUCUUUCUUUUUUUCUUUCUUUCUUUCUGUCUUUUUUCUCUUUUCAUUUACUUCUACCGGCUCUUCUCUCUCUUUUUUGUAUCUUGAUUUUCUUUCUUUUUCUUUGUCUUUUUUUCUUUCUUUUCAUUUACUUCUGCUCUUCUCUCUCUUUCUUUUUAUCUUGAUUUUCUUUCUUUCUUUUCUUUCUGUCUUUUUUUUCUUUCUUUUCAUUUACUUCUGCCCAGCUCUUCUCUCUCUUUUCUUUGUAUAUCUUGAUUUUCUUUUUUUCUUUUCUUUUCUGUCUUUUUUUCUUUUUUUCAUUUACUUCUGCCAGCUCUUCUCUCUCUUUCUUUUGUAUAUCUUUUUUUCUUUCUUUUUUUUCUUUCUGUCUUUUUUUCUUUCUUUUCAUUUUACUUGUGGCUCUUCUCUCUCUUUCUUUUUCUUUCUUUUUUCUUUCUUUCUUUUUCUUUCUGUCUUUUUUCUUUCUUUUUCUUUUCUUCUUUUCUCUUCUCUUUUCUUUGUAUAUCUUGAUUUUUCUUUCUUUCUUUUCUUUCUGUCUUUUUUUCUUUCUUUUCAUUUUACUUUGUCAGCUCUUCUCUCUCUUUCUUUGUAUAUCUUGAUUUUCUUUUCUUUCUUUUUCUUUCUGUCUUUUUUCUUUUUUUCUUUCUUUUUCAUUUCUUCUCUCUCUUUCUUUUUAUUUUGUAUUUUCUUUUCUUUCUUUUCUUUCUGUCUUUUUUCUUUCUUUUCAUUUUUUCUUGGCUCUUCUCUCUCUUUCUUUUAUCUUGAUUUUCUUUUCUUUUUUUCUCAUUGUCUUUUUUUUCUUUCUUUUUCAUUUACUUCUUGGCUCUUCUCUCUUUCUUAUCUUGAUUUUCUUUUUUCUUUCUUUUUUCUUUCUCUCUUCUCUCUUUUUUUUUAUAUCUUGAUUUUCUUUCUUUCUUUUCUUUUCUGUCUUUUUUCUUUCUUUUCAUUUAGAAAACAUCGGCUCUUCUCUCUCUUUUUCUUUGUAUAUCUUGAUUUUUUUCUUUCUUUCUUUCUUUUUCUUUCUUUUUUUUUUUUCUUUCUUUUCAUUUACUUCUGCCCGGCUCUUCUCUCUCUUUCUUUGUAUAUCUUGAUUUUCUUUCUUUCUUUUUCUUUCUUUUUCUUUCUCUCUUCUCUCUCUUUCUUUGUAUAUCUUGAUUUUCUUUUUUCUUUUUUCUGUCUUUUUUUUUCUUUUCUUUUCUUUUACUUCUCUCUUCUCUCUCUUUCUUUGUAUAUCUUGAUUUUCUUUUUUCUUUUCUUUCUUUUUUUUUCUUUUCUUUUCUUUUCUUUCUUUUUCUUUCUUUUAUAUCUUGAUUUUCUUUCUUUCUUUUCUUUCUGUCUUUUUUUCUUUUUUUCAUUUACUUCUGCCUGGCUUUUCUCUCUUUCUUUGUAUAUCUUGAUUUUUUCUUUCUUUCUUUUAUCUUUCUGUCUUUUUUCUUUCUUUUCAUUUUACUUCUUCUUCUCUCUUUUUCUUUGUAUAUCUUGA